AUGCCGUCAAGCCGUUCGUCCUCUCCGGAAACUUCGCCGAGACCAAAUUCAGGCGAAGAAAAAGAGGGAAGCGUAGAGGUCCGAUUACCCGUGUUCCUAAUGACUAAAACGUAUCUAUUUCAGCCUGACACUCCGAAAACGAACACUGAGAAGUCCGGAAGCAGUGCAACCACGCCGGAGGAGUCUCGUGAGCCAAGUGAAGAGGUAAUUUUUGAAUUUAGGCGAAUUGCGAUAGGUGGGUAAUUAUGCAAAAAUUGCUAAUUUUAGCCUGAAACUCGCAGUCAAAACAACGAAGCUGAUGAGCAGCCAGCGACGCCACCAGAAAGCAGAAGCCGAGAAGCGUCUCCGGAUGAGAGACCAAUAGAAAAGAGGUGAGAAUGUUCACAAUCAACAGUUUGCAUUCGCCUAUUUUCAGCUCGGCUUCGCCAUCGCGGGAGCCAGAAAAAUCUCCAGUCCGAGAAAAAUCAUCGAGUUUGGCUCCUCCAAAAGUGGUCGCGGAACCGGAGAAAAAGAAGAAUGAUCCGAAGGAUAUCUUGAGAACGAGAACGGGAGGAGCGUAUAUUCCCCCGGCGAAGCUGCGGCUCAUGCAGCAGGCAAUCACUGACAAGUCUAGUGAACAGUAUCAGCGAAUGAACUGGGAACGAAUGAAAAAAAAGAUUCACGGAUUGGUCAACAGAGUUAAUGCCAAGAAUCUUGUUCAAAUCGUCAGAGAACUUCUGCAGGAGAACGUAAUCAGAUCGAAGUAAGCUGUCUGUAUUCCUCUUAGUUUAUCGGAAGUUCGUUUUCAGGGGACUUCUGUGCCGUGACAUCAUCCAGGCCCAAGCAUUUUCGCCAGGAUUUUCGAAUGUCUACGCUGGCUUGGUCGCCGUCAUCAACUCUAAAUUCCCGCACGUCGGAGAGCUUCUGCUCCGUCGUUUAAUCGUUCAGUUCAAAAGAAGUUUCCGUAGAAACGACAGAGGUGUGACCGUGAACGUCAUCAAAUUCAUUGCCCAUCUGAUCAAUCAACAAGUGGCUCACGAAGUUCUGGCUCUUGAAAUCAUGAUUCUCAUGCUCGAAGAACCGACCGAUGACUCAGUCGAAGUGGCAAUCGCUUUUCUGAAAGAAUGCGGAGCCAAGCUUCAAGAGAUUGCACCGGCUGCCCUCAACAGUGUCUUCGACCGUCUCCGUGCCAUUUUGAUGGAAACCGAACGGUCGGCAAACUCAUUGGAUCGACGUAUUCAGUAUAUGAUUGAGACUGCGAUGCAGAUUCGAAAGGACAAGUUCGCGGUGAGUGUUCAGAUAAAAAGUUUAUUAACAUUCGAUUCCUAAUCAUUAGCGUCUAAUAAGCUUCUUUCUCAUCGUCUUAUUACUCAAAAACUUUGAGAACUUUUGGUAUUCCCUCUCCGAUAACUGAAACUCCACGAUUCCUUCCGGCUUCUCCGUUGCUUCAUCCUGCUCUUUUCUAGCUUGUCUUCGCUGCGGUGACAGGAGUACAGUUAGCUCUUUAAUCGAUUCAGUCACUGGUUUGUUAGCUACUGGAUGUACGAAUCGGCGGAUCUUCUCGUAAUUCGUGUCCGUAGCAAUAAGUGAGACCUGUAAGAUCAUCCUGAAGAUCAUAAAAAAACAAAGGCGCUCACAUUCCGUGGGGCUGGCGUAUCGAUGAUUUCCUGUAGUUUGAGAAGACGCGCGUUUUUGAUGUCACUGAAAACGGAAGUGGACGAUUAACCUUUUCGGAAAACCCACUUAUUCACUUUCUCAAUUUUUUGUUUUUCGGUUCGAUGACGAUGAAGUAGCCAGUUGUAGUAAUUGAUUUGCUUCAAAUCCUUUCGAUACUGUGCAUCUGUUUCCUGAAAAAUCACAAAUGAUGAGAACAGUUUCGUUUACUUUUAUACGUACCUGAUUCGAAAGCCCAACGAAGGCGAGGAGAACGAGGAGAACGAGAACGUAUUCGUCCACCAGCAUCACGCAAUACUGACCGAUGGUCGUCGUCUCACUUUCCGCCGACUAUUGUAUACUUGUGCGGAUGGCAAUUGAGGCCAGUCCUCUGCGCACGCAUUCAUAAGCAUAAUCCCUUCGAAAUCUUGUUCCUCCCCCUAUAAUUUCUCACCAAUUCGCUAAUUGAAUGGCGUCGUCGUCAGCUGGUCGCAGCGGCUAAGAUGACGGCGUCUAUGUGAUACAACCGAUGAAACAAUACGAGAAAAUGAAUUGCAGGCGUAUCCGGCGGUCAUCGAGGACUUGGAUCUGAUUGAGGAAGAAGAUCAAAUCAUCCACACGCUCAAUUUGGAGGACGCUGUCGAUCCAGAGAACGGCCUCAGUGAGGAAGAGAAUGGAAAAAACAGGGUGUAAAGAGUAUAUUUUUCAGAUGUAUUCAAAUUGGAUCCAGAAUUCGAGAAGAACGAGACUGUCUACGAGGAAAUUCGCAAAGAAAUCAUCGGAGAUGCCGACAUUUCAAGCAACGAAGAGGAGGAAUCUGAAGAAGAGGAAGAAGGCAGUGACACGGAGGAAGCUCCCAAAAGGACUACCGAAAUCAUCGACAACACUGAUCAGAAUCUGACUGCUUUCAGAAGGUAGCAAAUGCUUAUCUAACUCUUAAAUGAAUCGCUAAUUGCAGAGAAGUCUACUUGACUCUUCAAUCUUCGUUAGAUUAUCAAGAAGCCGCGCACAAGUUGCUGAAACUGAAAAUUCCGGAGAAUCUCGAGGUUUGAGAUUCUGUGCUGACACCAUCUCACUAUUCCCAAUUUCAGAACGAACUGUGCGCGAUGCUAGUCGAUUGCUGCGCUCAGCAGCGUACUUAUGAGCGUUUCUACGGAAUGCUCAUUGAACGUUUCUGUCGUCUUCGUCUCGAAUAUCAGAAAAUGUUCGAGCAGCUCUGCCGCGACACCUACUCCACCGUUCAUCGCAUCGACAUCACCAAACUGAGAAACUUGGCGCGGCUCAUCGCCCACCUUCUCUCCACUGACGCAAUUGACUGGAACAUUCUCUCCGACGUGAAAAUGACUGAGGAAGACACGACGUCUGCUGGCAGAAUCUACAUAAAAUACAUUUUUGUGGAACUCGUCGAAGCAAUGGGAAUGGUGAAGCUGCACACCCGAGUGACCGAUCCGUAAGAGACCCCUCCUUCGUCUUCCAGUUUUUGUUUUCCUCUUUUCAGAACCCUGGCACAUUGCUUCACUGGACUCUUCCCACGAACCAAUCCACAAAGUGCGAGAUUCUCCAUUAAUUUCUUCACAAUGAUCGGACUUGGAGGACUGACGUAAUUUAUUCAGAAUAAAUACUUAAUCAUUCAUAACAUCACAACUUCAGACUUGAACUUCGCGAGUGGCUCGGAAAAGGGCUCAAGAAGAAGAAGGGAAUGCUUGAUGAGAUGAAACGAAACGAAUCUUCAUCGUCCUCCUCUUCUGAUUCUUCCUCCGAUUCUUCUGACUCCUCGGAUGACUCUUCUUCGGAUUCUGAUGACAGCUCAUCCGAUUCGUCAUCUUCCUCUGACUCGGACUCUUCUGUCGAGCCCAAGAAAAAGAAGAAGAAGCUGGAUGUUGACGCGAAGAAAACGCAGAAAGGGAAAGAGAACGACGGAAAGAGUCGAGGAGACGAGAAGGAAGUGAGGCGCAGAGAGGAGAAGCCUUUGCCGCCACGAUCUGGUGAUCGUAGACGCGAAACGAGCACUGAGAAGAGAGGAGAUGACCGGAAUGAUCGUCGUGAUGCCGGAGAUGAUCGUCGGGAUCGCAGUGGAAAGGAUCGUGACCGUCGUGAGAAGAGCAGGGAACGAGAUGACAGUCUGGACCGCAGCGGAAAGGAUCGUGAGCGUCGUGAGAAGAGUAAGGAACGUCGUCAACGUCGGGAUUCGGACGAAGCUCGUCGUGACCGCGGAGGAAGAGAUAGGGACCGUCGGGAUCGCAGUGCCGAGCGAGGUGAUCGUCGCGAAAAGGAAGAGAAAAGCAAGAGCCGUGAUCGUAGAGACCGUAGCAAAAGCCGUGAUCGUCAUGAGAAGAGAGACCGUCGUCGCGAGGAGAGAGUGGAUUCAGAUGAUCGUCGCCGUCAUCGUUAA
Caenorhabditis sp. 36 PRJEB53466 is the source of this 4024-nucleotide messenger RNA. Lineage: Eukaryota; Metazoa; Nematoda; Chromadorea; Rhabditida; Rhabditidae. The record is from the annotation of a GenBank genome assembly.